This is a messenger RNA of Lipotes vexillifer (Yangtze River dolphin), 1699 nucleotides long. RefSeq names its product poly(A) binding protein cytoplasmic 5 (gene PABPC5). The transcript has 2 exons. Gene Ontology annotation, molecular function: RNA binding. The coding region runs from base 431 to 1579 and encodes 382 amino acids. The record is from RefSeq and is a predicted model, not a curated record. NCBI's taxonomy places the organism in Eukaryota, Metazoa, Chordata, Mammalia, Artiodactyla, Lipotidae.
AGCAAGCGGGAAGUUACUUAGCACGGUUCCGGGUUUCCUUGUGCCCCGCCCGCUCGCCCUACCACAGCUAGAAGCUUUAGUCCCUGGGUCGGUGUGUCCUGCAGGGAGCAAUCCCUGUCCAUCGGUCUGCGCUCUGCCCGCCCGCCGCGCAUCUGUCCUUCUCUCCUGACUCCGCCCCGCAUCUGUCUGGAACCUCCUCGCGUCUGAGCUGACCCAGUGCGCGUCUGCCAGUCAGUCCCUCCGGACCCGCCGCGAGUCUCAGGCUGCCGAAAUCUCUGCGCGUCACUCGCCUCAACAGUGAUUCUGAGUCUGCUUUUAGCUUCCUUCGCCUUGGCUUUUUUUCUGUUUGUGAACAGCUGCUUGGCCCAUAGCUUAGAGAAAGCAACCUCUUUUUCUCUCCCAAGAAAGCCUCCUCCCUGUGCUCAGAGAGAUGGGGAGUGGGGAGCCUAAUCCUGCCGGCAAGAAAAAGAAGUACCUAAAGGCCGCCCUGUAUGUGGGUGACUUGGACCCAGAUGUCACCGAGGACAUGUUAUAUAAAAAGUUCAGGCCUGCUGGCCCUCUUCGCUUCACCCGAAUCUGCCGCGACCCGGUGACCCGCAGCCCCCUGGGCUAUGGCUAUGUUAACUUCCGCUUUCCUGCGGAUGCUGAGUGGGCCUUGAACACCAUGAAUUUUGAUUUGAUUAACGGCAAACCUUUCCGCCUAAUGUGGUCUCAGCCAGAUGACCGCUUAAGAAAGUCUGGAGUUGGAAAUAUAUUCAUCAAAAACCUGGACAAAUCCAUAGACAAUAGGGCCCUUUUUUAUCUGUUUUCUGCUUUUGGGAGCAUUCUCUCCUGCAAGGUAGUAUGCGAUGACAACGGCUCUAAGGGUUAUGCCUAUGUGCACUUUGACAGCCUGGCUGCUGCCAAUAGGGCCAUCUGGCACAUGAAUGGAGUGCGGCUCAACAACCGCCAGGUGUACGUUGGCCGAUUCAAAUUUCCGGAAGCGCGGGCAGCUGAAGUUAGAACUAGGGAUAGAGCGACUUUCACCAAUGUUUUCGUUAAAAACUUUGGAGAUGACAUGGAUGACGACAAACUGAAGGAACUUUUCAGUGAAUACGGGCCAACUGAGAGUGUUAAGGUAAUAAGAGAUGCCAGUGGGAAAUCGAAAGGCUUUGGAUUUGUGAGAUACGAGACACACGAGGCUGCCCAAAAGGCUGUGUUAGACCUGCAUGGAAAGUCCAUCGAUGGGAAAGUCCUCUAUGUAGGGCGAGCACAGAAGAAAAUUGAACGCCUGGCUGAGUUAAGGCGAAGAUUUGAGCGGCUGAGAUUAAAAGAAAAAAGUCGGCCUCCAGGGGUGCCUAUCUAUAUUAAGAACCUAGACGAGACCAUUGAUGAUGAAAAACUGAAGGAGGAAUUUUCUUCCUUUGGAUCAAUUAGCCGGGCCAAAGUGAUGGUGGAAGUGGGGCAAGGCAAAGGGUUUGGUGUUGUCUGCUUCUCCUCUUUUGAAGAGGCUACCAAAGCAGUAGAUGAGAUGAAUGGUCGCAUAGUGGGCUCCAAGCCUCUGCAUGUCACGCUGGGCCAGGCCAGGCGCAGGUGGUGAGAAUAAGAAUGCUCAAUUUGUUUCAGCCUUAAGCUGGUGCCUACUUAGUUUGGGCUACUUUGUGAUAAGAGGUUAUUUUAUGUGAAUUCACAGCUUUUUUUAAGUGAAUACUUUCUUUUG